Molecule: messenger RNA, 10810 nt
Organism: Paramuricea clavata
Lineage: Eukaryota; Metazoa; Cnidaria; Anthozoa; Malacalcyonacea; Plexauridae
Source: the annotation of a GenBank genome assembly
UUGGAAACGUUAAUAUAAAACCAGAACAGCAGGCAUCCACUUUUAAUAGAUAUCUUCGACAAGAACUCCUCUUGAAGCAUAGAAAUGGCGUUAAAAAUUAUCUUUUAUGUUUUAACUUUGUUCAUUCUGGACGCUUAUGCUUUUUCAAACAAGUAAGUCUCUGAUUUAUCAAAUGUUUAAGGGCUAAUAUCGAUUUGUAACACAGCUGUGUAUAAAAUGUCACAUUUAUAUAAAUAAAUAUAAAGUAUGCUGUAUGUUUGCGUGGUAUACUGCAACUUUUCGUUGUAUUUUGCAUCGAAUAGUUUAUACAUCUAUCGUUAGCUCUUUCCAAAAGAAAAUUAUGUGGUUUGUUUUUCAAUAUGCAGAGUUUUAGGUUGAUAAAUUUGAUAUAUUGGGUUCAGCAAUCGAAAAAUUAACGUAGCAAUUAAUAUAUAUUCGUAUUAUGAAUAUUUGAUGGCUUUGGUAUAUUAAAAUUUGACAUUGUUACUACUGUAAUAAGAGCUUUGGUUAAGAGCCAGAAAUUUUGCUUUUGUAAGAAAUUUUGCUUUUGUACUGUAAGUUCAUAUACUUGACUAUUAGCCUGUUACUUGUGAACCAAUAUCAAUAAUUAUAGUUGUUAAGUAAUGUCGUCUAGUGUUUAGCGAGCAAUCCGGCAAUGCAAGUUCGCACUGCUUGUUCCCAGUUGUUGACAAGUCUGGAACAAGUUGUUAUCAUCUUGUAACAAGGUUGACGAGGCCAACAGACUCGCAACAAGUUGUUCCAACAACGUCUAGAAUAUUGUCUGUAUGUAACAGGUUGAUUAAUACAACAAGCUGACGACAACAAGUUUGUAGCAACUUGUUACAAACAGCCUGUUUUAAUCUUAUUGGAACAACUUGUAGCAAGUCUGUUACCAUCAUCAACCUUGUAACAUGGUGAUAACAACUUGUUUUGGAGUGCAAACACAUCCUGAUAUUGGCUUGACAACAACCUUGUUACAACUUACUGUAUUUACACCUGUAUAUUGGCUCCUAGCUCCACCAGAGUAUAAGUCAGGCCAAUUGCAGUGCUUUGACCCACUAAGCUGUGAUCAUGUGCCCGAAUACAUGCAACUAUCAUUUUACUCUAAUGCCAGGCAAUUUCACUCCCCAAUUAGGGGUGAGUUAAUUUCUGCAUUAAUGGUUAGCCCAUUGAACACCUUAAAGAUGCUGUAAAGUCCGUUUUGCGCAUAUAUUCUGCACGUCAACACAUUCCAUCAGCGGGGGAGCAACCUUUGGAAUGUUGUUAAUAUUUUGCACCUUCCGAACUUUCUUGAAUUGAAUCUCUAGUCUGUAUUCAUUUACAAGCUUAGCGAACCGAAAGAGUGUUAAAAAUUCAGUAUAAUAUAUAUCUAAUCAUAUUUUACAACUGUACUACUGUAACACUGAUUUCAAAAUGUAAACAAAGCGUUCGUUUACAUUACAGACUUUACAUCACCUUUAAAAACAAGUAAAACUAGAGGGCACUCAGAGACUGCAUACCUCCGCCCGUUACUCGGAAGUGAAAGGCAACCUUGGAAUUUCCUAAGAAAUCCACUUUACAAUUCUUAAGCAUAAAAGAUUUCAGGGCCCCGCGAAUUGAAAUCGAAUUGCUAAUAGAACAUAUUACUGUUGUUGUGCUGUACAGUACUUGUAAAAUAAAAACUUAUUAAGUGUCAUUAAAUAAAUGCAUAAAUUUUGCUUUAUGCACUCGCGCGUGCAGUAAUUUUCACAGUUGUGCUAUUUUAAAUUCCAGGCAGCUAAAAUCUUUUGUCUUUAAAACAAUGUCGAUUUCUUGGGAAAUUCCGAGGUUGCGUUCUUUUUAUACACCCUGUAUUGAAGUAAUCUAAUGUUGUUAGAAUUUGAAUGGACUGGCACUUUGCUGAACGUAAUAAUGCGUAACUCCGAAAGCCUUGUUUUAGACAUUGAAUUUCGGUCGCGUGAAAUGCAACUAAGACAAUAGAUAAUGAAGGCCGAAGCUUAAUGAGGUUUAUCAUCUCAUUAUUGUCUUAGCACUGAGUGCAUAAAUUAUACACGUCCUAAUUACGCAUUCAGUAAUAUUUUUUGUUAAUUGACCGGGAAAAGCAAGACAAAAUUUUGUUCAUUUCUCGUUCAAUUUUUAGCCAAAUUCAACCAAAUUUUAAUCAGUUCUUCCUUAGCCGAUGGGAAAUGCAUUCAAAAAAUUUCGUACGGAUAUGUUUGGUAUUUCUUGAGUUAUCGUGCUCACAGACAAACACACACACAUACACACACACACACAUACACACACACACACAUACACACACACAUACACACACACACACACACAUACAAACCCAGAUGAUUACAUAACCUCCUGGCGGAGGUAAUCAUGCUUUCCAUUUAUUGGGUUAAACAAAAUGUAUGAUAUAGAAUGCUAAAAUGCUUAGAACUCUCAAACUGAAGUGUUUUAUAUAUUUUUUUAGUUCGUACUUGAUCACAGUUCCGGCAACAUUUCGUCCAGGAAUGGCUGUCAACAUGAACAUCCUUAUUCUCCGAGCAAAGCCUCCCGAUGCUGCUGUGACAGUCAAUGCAACAUUCUUGAUUGAUUCUAAACGAAUUACAACUGCCUCUGGACAAUUUUAUGCAGGUUUGCAGUCAGCAUUGAUUUUACAAAGGUUGGAGUUAUGGUUUAAUAUUGUUGAUUAUUUGUUGUACCUCUUAAUUGUUAAUGGUCAGUGGUUAAUAUUAAGAAUUGUUAAUAGUUACUGUAAUAAUCUUAAUCUUGAUAUAUCAAUUAAUUAUCAGCUGUAUGAUUUCCUAAAAGUUCAUAUUUUCUCAUCUUUUCUUUUUGGCAAUAUAGGGCAGACAGGUUCACUUCAGCUUCAAGUGAGUUCAUUGAAUUUCUAGUCAGUUGAUCAGUUGGUUGCUGAUUGUUGGUCGUUCGGUUAUUCAGUCAGUGUGUUGUUGGUUGGUUGGUCCAUCAGUUGGGUGUUGCUUUUUCAGUCUGUCAGUUCACUGUUGGUUGUCAGUUCACAGUUGGUUGUCAGUUCACAGUUGGUUGUCAGUUCACAGUUGGUUGUCAGUCUGUCAGUUAUGUUGGUCUGUCGGCUAGUUAGUCCAUCAGUCAGUUGUUUAUUGACCAGUCAGUCUAUCAGCCAGUUGUUCAUUGGUCAGUACAUCAGUCGGUUAUUGCUUGGUCGGUUGGUCAGCCCAUCAGUCGGUUGGUCGGUCGGUUGGUCAGUCUAUCAGUUGGUUGGUCUGUCAAUCGGUCGGUCAGUCCAUCAGUCGGUUGUUGGUUGUUCGGUUGGUCAGUCCAUCAGUCGGUUGUUGGUUGUUCGAUUGGUCAGUCCAUCAGUCAGUUGUUUGUUUGUUCGGUUGGUCAGUCCAUCAGUUGGUUGUUGGUUGUUCGGUUGGUUAGUCCAUCAGUCGGUAGUUGGUUGGUCGGUUGGUCAGUCCAUCAGUCGGUUGGUCUGUCAAUCGGUCGGUCAGUCCAUCAGUCGGUCCAUCCAUCAGUCGUUUGUUGGUUGUUCGGUUGUUCAGUCCAUCAGUCGGUUGUUGGUUGUUCGGUUGGUCAGUCCAUCAGUCGGUUGUUCGGUUGAUCAGUCCAUCAGUCGGUUGUUGGUUGUUCGGUUGGUCAGUCCAUCAGUCGGUGGUUGGUUGGUCGGUCGGUCAGUCCAUCAGUCGGUUGUUGGUUGGUUGGUUGGUUGGUCAGUCCAUCAGUCGGUUGGUCACUUGGUCAGUCCAUCAGUCAGUUGUUGAUUGGUCGGUUGGUCAGUCCAUCAGUCGGUUGUUGGUUGUUCGGUUGGUCAGUCCAUCAGUCGGUUGUUGGUUGGUCGGUUGGUCAGUCCAUCAGUCGGUUGUUGGUUGUUCGGUUGGUCAGUCCAUCAGUCGGUUGUUGGUUGGUCAGUUGGUCAGUCCAUCAGUCGGUUGUUGGUUGUUCUGUUGGUCAGUUAGUUGUUGGUUGGUCAGUUGGUCAGUCCAUCAGUCAGUUGUUGGUUGGUCGGUUGGUUGGUCAGUCCAUCAGUUGGUUGUUGGUUGGUCGGUUGGUCAGUCCAUCAGUCGGUUGGUCAGUCCAUCAGUCAGUUGUUGGUCAUUCCAUCCAUCAUUUGGGUGUUGGUCAUUCAGUUGGCCAGUCAGUAUGUAAGUUGGUUAGUCUGUCAUUCGGUUGUUGGUUGGUCAGACUGUUACUACAUGCGUCAUUUGGUUGUAGGUCGAUCAGUUGGUCAAUCAGUGCGCCAGUAAACCUUAAGGUGUCUGCAAGACAGAACAUUUCCCAUUGAACUAUUUUUGUAUACUGUAUUUUGUCAGAUUCCCUCAGAGGGUUUUCCAGAGAACAGCGUGAGCUACCAAACAACCAAACAUCUAGAAGUUAUUGGAUCGGGUGGUUUGACAUUUAACGAGACCAAAUCACGUUCAGUCAAGUUCGUCAAGAAGGGAGUUACGAUUUAUGUCCAAACCGACAAAGGCAUUUAUAAACCUGGACAAACAGGCAAGUUUUGUUGAAGCCUUUUCUGACAAGGUUGCAGGCCUUAAAAUAUCUUUUCCAGGGCUGUCUGACAAAAUGUCCGGUGACGUUGAGUUUGGGUCGGACAUAUGUCCGAUGACCUUCAGUUCAGUUUUGACUCGGAAAUAAGUCUGAAUGGCACAAAUGAAUAUCAGCACAAUGUAUUAAUUCUGAACGGUAAAUGUUGUGAAGAUAUUAAAUAAUUUGUCUCAUAUCAUUCAUACUUAUUUCCAAGCCAAAAUCAACUUGCUUGCAAGAACAGCAGUAAGACUUCGACAACUUUUAAAUCGGGCUUAAAAGCCCGUUUUCCACUUCACCAUUUCGUUCGCACGUCGCCGCCCCGUGCUCGAUUAGCUACGUUAAAAAACAUUUCCAGUUCACUUUUUAUGCAAUACUCAAUAGUCCUCCCUCUGAUUUUCCAUUUGACAUACGAGCCUUACUCCUGAUUGAUUUACGUUGGACAAAGCUACAGUUUGGUCGGACACCAACACACUCGAGUCGGACAAACAGUAAACCUAAGUUUCACUUACGUCGGACAGAAUGUCCGGUGGCUUUCUCUCUACGUCGGACAAUUUCACGAAUGGGUUGGACAAUGUCCAUGACCGACCGAUAUUUUAAGGCCUGAGGCUGACAGGUUAUAUUGUCUGGAAAAAAGACGAAGGAUUGAAAUGAUUUAAUUAAUCGAACCAAAAUAGCCCAUCACAACACAAAAAUAUUUUUAAUGCAUAAUUUUAAUCUUAAAUUAUUUUCUACGCAGUUCACAUGAGAAUUGUUGCUGUGUAUCCAUCUUUGAAAGUUCACACUGGAAAGGUAUGUACUACUAUUUCUGACAACAGAUAAUGUCAUUUCAUUUUGUUGUAAUGCACCGUUUCGAUAAUUACGUUACAACUACACUGUUUUCAACUUAGGACCACCUUAAAUGGAAAGGAUUUCAAGUUUUUUUCGCAUGGGCUUUGCACAGAAAAGCAGAACAUCCUUUCUCAAGUUCUGCUUCUCUGUGCAUAGCCUAUGAGAAAAGAACUUGAAAUCCUUUCCAUUUAAGGUGGUCCUAUGUUGAAAACAGUGUAGUUGUGACAUAAUUAUCGAAAGGGUGUAUUGAUAUAAAAUUAUUUAUUUUUUUAUUUUUAUACUUUAUAUAGAUGACACUUACCAUAUCAGUAAGUAAAAUUUUAUAAGAAUAAUAAAAUCUUACUAAUCCUACUUUGUUAUUUUACUCUGUUUAACCUCACUCCUCAGACGAUUAUUGGACCUAUUACCUAAUGAACAAAAUUUUGAUCUAGACAAGUCUAGACAAACAUUUCAUCACGGCUUGAAAGAGCAUCACAAAAUUAGAAAUAUUCCGAAGUUUCGUUGCGAAAUGUUGUAAAAUGCGGAUAAUAUAGCCCUGCGAUGUUUGCCGUUUUUCAGUCAUUUUGUAUUACGCACGGGAAAUUGAUACCUUUUUUCAGAAAGCGGUAUCAAUUUCCCGCGCGUAAUACAAAAUGACUGAAAAACGGCAAACUUCGCAGGGCUAUAAUAUCCGCAUUUCACAACAUUUCGCAACGAAACUUCGGAAUAUUACUAAUUUUGUGAUGCUCUUUCAAGCUGUGGUGAAAUUUUUGUCUAGGCUUGUCGAGAUCAAAAUUUUGGUUAUUAGGGAAUAGGUCCAUAGGGAGCUAUGCAAGCAAGGGAGUCGUUUUUGUCAAGACGGACUGGAUUAAACUACUGUGUUUGUGUCAGUUUGUGGUAAUCUUCAACGCAUAUGACAAAACAUAAGAUUUUUAAAGUUUUUUGCUUCCUUGCACGAGGGCUCUGAUGCAAAAUGCCGUCAGAAUUUGUUAUACCAAUGGGUGAUUCUAGCUAGAGACUAAAUUUUGAUCAAAGCAAGAAGAACGAAAUCCAACACCACAGCUAGAAAGAGCGUCUUAGAAUGAGUAAAACUGCAAAGAUUGGUUGCUAAAUGUUGUAAAAUGAAGAAAAUAUAGCCCUGUGAAGUUCGCAAAUUUUGUAUAUAUUUGUAUUACGCGCGGGAAAAUAACCACUUUCGGCUCAAAAAAUGGUUAUUUUUCCCGCGCGUAAUGCAAAUAUAUACAAAAUUUGCGAACUUCACAGCGCUAUAUUGUCUUCAUUCUACGACAAUUCGCAACCAAACUUUGCAAUUGCACUCAAUUUAAGAUGCUCUUUCCAGCUAUGGUAAUGGUUUCGUCGUUCUUGUCUAGAUCAAGAUUUCGCCUAUGCCUGGAAUCAUCAAUUUUCGGGUGACAAAAACGUCGCUUUGGUUAAAUUCAGUAGUAUAAUUAGACUAAAUUGAAAGUAAGCGAAUACUGUGAAUGUGUUUUUGUUCCAACGUACUUGUAGGAUCCCAAGAAUAAUAAACUUGCCAUGUGGAAAGACGAGAACACCGCUUCAGGUGAAAUUUUUAUUCUUUUCAAUGUUGUUCAUCCAAAAUUUCGAAUCAUCACAACUUCAAUACUAAAUACUAUUUGACACAGGUGUGGUUUCGAAAGAUUUUGAAUUGUCAUCUCAACCUAACAUUGGCAAGUGGAAAAUUUCAGUUGAUAUUGAGGUACAAUUCAACGCUUGGUCUAUUAAAUUGAUGCAAUGCCAAUGAAUUGUAAUAUUGAAAGACGAUGAACUCCAUGGAUAUCAGUGUUAAACUGUUCUUCCUAGAGGUCCAGUAAGGAUCAUCUCUUAUUGAUCCAGUGUUACUAUAGGAGGAAACCUAAACUAAACUAACUUUAUUUACAGUAUACUAGAUAGCUCUAUCAGUUCUAAACUGUUCUUCCUAAAGGUUCAGUAAGGAUCAUCUCUUAUUGAUCCAGUGUUACUACAGGAGGAAACCUAAACUAAACUAUAAACUUGUGCAAUUUUCUGUAGUCUAAAGUUUCAUGUUCUCUGCACAUGUAGUUUCUUUGGAGACACCAACUUGCCUCCUGACAAAUCGCAUCAAGAUAGUGACUCUGAUUGAUUUACAUAUUGUAUUGAUAUAUAUGACUGUUGGCAUUGCUUUUUAGUCUUACAUACAGUAUAUGAGUGAGUCAUUUUUUGGAAAUGACAAUGUUAUUUUUUAUUACUCAACCCUUGACUCUUGAGUUGUUUUGUUUUUCAUUUACCCAACCUGUUACUCACUCAAAAUUUUGUUUACCCAACCCUUUUCUCUUCGGUUUCCCCCCCCCCCUGCCAUAAAUAAUGACCCGUCCCUAAACCACUACUCUAUCAACACUCUCUAGGGUCAAACGAAAGAAACGACAUUUGAAGUCAAGGAAUAUGGUAAUUAUUUGAAUUCUGGAUGGAGUAUAUAAAUUAUAAUUCCUUCAUGAAGAAAAUGCGAAAACGUAAUUGUUUCUUUUAGUUCUUCCGAAGUUUGAAGUGAAAAUUGUGGCGAACAGCUACGCUUCGAAGGGAAACGGUGAAAUACGGGGAACUGUUACAGCAAAGUAAGAAAAAUAGUUAGUAGCAAAUGAUAGUGAAUGGCAGAAAUUUUGAUACUUAUAGAAGAAAAUUAACCAAUAAUAUUUCUUUUCCAGAUACACCUACGGAAAAAAUGUUGAAGGCAAAGCAAAACUGUCCGCUUAUUUUCCAUGUUAUAGCCGUGAGUGUGAGAAAUAUGAAUUGAAUUUUGAAGUAAGUGAACAACUAGGUAUAGUUGUAGACUAUUCUCUUAAAUGUAUAAAAAUGUAUACUUGACCUUUUAAAUAGUUCUAUCAGUUCCGCGAACUGUUCUCCUUAGAGGUCCAGGAAGGGUUUUUGCAGAAAAUUAGAAACAAUAGGGACCAUUUCCCUUGACAAGUUUUGUUGCACAGAAUGUUGUUAAAUUCACUCAUGAUAAGGCCGCCUUUUGUUUGUCAAAACCAUAGAAGUAUUUCUUGCACACUUGACAAGUUUUUCUGGACGGCCGUACACACGAACAAAUUUUCCUUGUUCAAAAGCUGACAUGACUAACUUUGAAACAAGGUUCCUAGGCAUGGCAAAUUUAUCAAUUUUUUUCCGUACCCAUGAGCAAAUAAAACUUGCUCAUCAGCCAUCUGUACAAAGCUUUGAAUAAGAUUUAUUCUAAAUAUUCAAUAGUAAAAAUUUAGUUCUACAAUAUUAUGUAAAAUUUAAAAGUUAAAAGAUAAAUUGUCGCUAUAAAAAGGUAUUCUUGUUCCACGUAGGCAUAACAGGGCUGACCUAAUGGACCUUUCCCCUUAUAACUAAAAUUUCGAUCUAGACAAAAAUUUCAUCACAGCUUGAAAGAGCAUCACAAAAUUAGUAAUAUUCCAAAGUUUCGUUGCGAAAUGUUGUAAAAUGCGGAUAAUAUAGCCUUGCGAAGUUUGCCGUUUUUCAGUCAUUUUGUAUUACAAAUGGGAAAUUGACAUCCGAUUCGGGUGUUGGGGCUGCAAUUUCCCGAAAACUUCGCAAGGCUCUCUUUUCCUCAUUUUUCCUCAUGUUAUAAGCCCUCUUCUUUUCCGUUUCAUGUCGAUGUAAGAUAUUCUCGAUUGGUUGGGAUUUGUUUGACGUGGCAUUUACGUGUGCAACUCUAACGUCAAAAAAUGCACAUUGGCCUUGCCUAUAAUCCUAUAUAUUAUAUCGAGAUGAGCGAAAGUUUAGAGUAUACAUUUACUUUAUAAAAUAUAUAACGUUUGUACUAUAAUUUUUCAGAUGGAUGGCAGUCAUUCAUUUGUAAUAUCGAAAGAAAGAAUCACAAAAUUAUACCCUUACUCCUAUGGUGACCCGUAUAGCAAUAAUUAUGGCUACCAAGUUGUCCUAAAUGCAUCAGUGACAGAGAAACUUACGCAAAAAACAUAUUUUGGCGAGGCUACCGUUAAGACAUACAAAAGUGCCGUUGCUCUCAAAUACGCCGAAUCUAAUCCUAAAGCUUAUAAAGCCGGCUUUCCAUUCCAAGCGCUGGUAAGUAAGUUUUUACCAUGCAGGGUCGUCCCUCUUGGGGUCGAGAGAAGACCGUACUAGUAGCUGUACGUUCACUUGAUCUGCUAAAAGCUAGCAGAUGUUCUAUGGACGAUUCCCGAGCUAUUAUAUAUGCUAAAUUUUUAUCUAGGCAAGAAUAACGAAAUCCAUCACCAUAGCUAGAUAGAGCGUCUUAAAAUUAGUAAGAUUGCAAAGUCUGAUUGCGAAAUGUUGUAGAAUGAGGAAGAUAUACAUGUAGCCCUGCGAAAUUUGCAAAUGUUGUAUUAAUUUGCGUUAUACGCGCGGGAAAAUGCACUACAUUUGGGCCGAAAGUGGUGCAUUUUCCCGUGCGUAAUACAAAAUAAUACAAAAUUUGCAAAUUUCGCAGGGCUAUAUUUUCCGCAUUUUACAACAUUUCGCAACCAAACUUUGCAAUUGUACUAAUUUUAACAUGCUCUUUCUGGCUGUGGUGAUAUAUUUAAAUAAUUUACUAAGAAUAUUAUACCCACAUUCAAAGAACAUCUUUCAGAGGAAGGUAUGAGAACCGCUUAUGAUUCGCUGUGAUGAAUCUAUUACAAACAAUUGCAAAAGUGUACCGAAAUUUAAGAAUGUCGUGGUAAUAUAUUAUGCCUUGACGGAAAAAUAACAAUAUCCAAUCUUUUUCUUUCCCAAUAACCAUAACCGUUGAAAUAAAUUACCUCCUUUGGGUUGGUGGAGGAUUUACAGUAUUGUUUUAAUUUUUCCCAGAUCGAAGUAACUCGUCCUGAUGGCAGCCCAGUGCCUAAUAUUCUUGUGUCAGUCUCAUCCACAACGUACCCCGGUAGUCAAGAGUUAUCUAAAGCCUACACAAGCGAUGAAAAUGGUUAUGUUAUCUUCCAACGAACGAUUGGAGAAGAUGUGACCAGCUUAAAUAUCAAUGUAGGUCUUUAUUAUGAACUGAAAGUGUUUAUCUAAACGUAUACAAAAAUUAUUUCACACACAGCUACAGUAUAUUGUAGGAGCUGCUGCCGUUUCGCAUUUAAUAGCCAACACAACUAAAAAUAUUUACAUACAACAACAUAAUUAUCUUAGAAAACCCCACAACCAGCUCUGAAUUCCAGGUCUUAAAAGAAAAACAACAUAUUAUACUUUUAAGUAUUCAACAACAUAGCAGCAACAAAAUGCGCUUCCCCAACCUGCACCGCCCGAUUAUAUUAAUCCAUCCCCCAGCAGUGUGUGAGAAAACAUUGUCAAACUAUUCUGUCACCAACACCGCCUUAGAUAUUCCGAAUCAGGGUGGGAGAAUGAUACAGUAAAUGAACGAGAAGAAACUACUCCACAUGCAGUAAUCUUUAAGAACUAAUUUGUUAAAUCUGCGUUCUUCUUAGGCAAAAGCUAAGGAUGAGUUUGGAGAAGAAGUCACUUUAUUCAGACGUGUCUCUAAAUUCAGGUCUGAUAGCGAAACAUACUUGACCGUGACGGCUGAUAAAUAUGAAGUCGAGGU